GUCGCACUGGUAGAGCGGCAUUUGGUCUGGCCUCAGGAGUUGUUUGCGCAAUUCUCGCGCGGCCGGCCCGGUCGCGAGCCGCUAAGGCUCCGUCUAAAAGUCGCCACUUUCCUGGCGUCGGUUCGUCCAUUUGCCUAUUAGCACAUAGGUCGCCCCAAAUGACCGCAAACAAGCUGCCUUGAAGUGGCGGUAGCCCGAAUCCUAACGAAAUGCGGACCCGGCAAACAUGUCGACAUGCGCGGCCAGCCCGGGCAGCCCCUGCCGGCUCAGCGCGCAAGCGCGUGGCCUUGCACGCACCCCCGGGCUGGGUGCCGCCUGGGCGACGUCCAUAUUGUCCUUCAAGGAAGCCGCCGCGUCUACGGACUCAUCCAUCUCGGCGCCUAUGGCUUGCUGAUGCUUGAAGGACAAUCUAUCAGGGGGGGUUCACCGCGUGCCGUCCGGGGGGUGCGUUUCCCCAGCCAAACCCGCACGCCGAGGAGGCCAGGAGACGUCGCCCCGAGAAAAAUGCAGAGCGGGAUACAGACUCCGCCACUUAAUAUAUAUGUUACAUGCAAUCUGUUGGAGCAAUAGCGCUUGACAGCAGGCUAAAACGUGCUCGUCGAGGCUCAAGUCGCGAAAUUGACCGAAGCCAACAUCCUACAUAGGCGUUGUUUUCGGGCUUUAUCGAUUGCCGUCAACACAGAUAUAUGCGUAGGUGUAGUUAGGCUACUGUCUGGCCUGGUAUGGCGUGUCCUGGCGAACGCGACAUUUAGAUGUUCGAGGUCGGCCCCGGCUCGAUUCAAUGCCCCCGGGUUACUCUAAUGACCUUAUGUGUGGUAUAAGAUGCUAUAGGAAAGGUACUGGGCUGGGGACACGACCGGCCCGUAGGGCCGUGCGCGAGUGGGACCCGCUUGCCGGGCCCUGUGCCACGGCCCGACCUGGCACACGUUUGUGGCGGUGCUGGCGAGCGCUGUUAGAAAUUAGAUAUACAGGUAUAUGUGUAAGCCGUAUGUCGC
Chlamydomonas reinhardtii is the source of this 995-nucleotide messenger RNA. RefSeq lists its product as uncharacterized. NCBI's taxonomy places the organism in Eukaryota, Viridiplantae, Chlorophyta, Chlorophyceae, Chlamydomonadales, Chlamydomonadaceae. The record is from RefSeq and is a predicted model, not a curated record. Bases 227 to 394 code for a protein of 55 amino acids. The transcript is spliced from 2 exons.